Molecule: messenger RNA, 1706 nt
Organism: Exophiala xenobiotica
Lineage: Eukaryota; Fungi; Ascomycota; Eurotiomycetes; Chaetothyriales; Herpotrichiellaceae
Exons: 3
Coding region: 179-1408 (409 amino acids)
Cellular component (GO): SUMO-targeted ubiquitin ligase complex
Molecular function (GO): ubiquitin-protein transferase activity
Source: RefSeq, a predicted model, not a curated record
UAAAGUUAACAAGCGAUAAUCGAAGCCACCGACUCAGUUCGCCCCAAACCAACAACCACAAUCACAGUCCCGAGCGUCUUCACUUCACCUUCCCUUCUACUUCAACAACGCGGCUUCAACUCUCACAUGAGGAAUAUCCAUCCAUUCGGUAUCGCCUGUCGCUAUCAACAAUUGUAACAUGCCUUCAGCUCCUACUCGUUCCUUGAGCAACUUCCUCAACUCGGCAUCAUCGUCCUCAGGUCGAAAGAGGUCUCACGCUGAGAUCACCCGUUCAGCAAGUCGAAGUGUGAGUCCAGAUUUGCCUUCUAAACGCCGACGCCUACGUCCGAUGUCGACCUCCCCGUCAAGCCUCUUUUCGGGGUCACCUCCACCCGAGCCUGCGGUACCACGAUUGGAAAGAGACGGCUACGACUAUCGAAGACCAGUUAUGUCUACCACACUCAACCGACUCUCACAGGCGCCCGACGAGGGCACGAUCGACCUGACCGGCGAAGAUAGCGAUGCCACCACAGUCACAGACGCUUCUCCUCAACCUUCUACGAGACGACAUGUGCUGCCGCAAUCGACCGAAACCAGACAAUCUCAUGCUCCUCCCUUUACAAGAAGACAAGAACACCACGAUCACGAGGUGAUAGACUUGUCAGAGACUUCCGACUUCCAGAUCGAAGAGUAUGAGGUGGAUAGCGACACAGAAUCAGAACGGUUUGCCCACAGUCUCGGCUCUAGUCCAGAAGUCCAGUUCCUCCAUGAAAGACCUGCCCCUUCGGGGAACCGCCGACCAGAGCCUCCGAGAGGCCCACAUCAUCGUCUGACGCCUCCACAUCCAGAUAGAGGAGGACCAUUUGGCUAUCUGCCGGAUCUAUUCAGAAGAGGGACGCAAUUCAUGUUUGGGAAUAUGCAAAACGCCUACGACGAUAUGUUUGCAGAGCGGUUCGACGGGGCUAGGCCCAGAGACAUGGGUGCUAGGCGGAAUGAGGUUGCGCCAGCAAAUGAGCCGGGGCCAGAGUUACUUAUUCACAUGGAUUACAGACGGCCUGCGUUCGCACUUGGGGGCCUAGAAAUAUUUGAUCGCAGUUCGGAGACGCCGCAGGUGGUACAAGAACCAUACAAAGCUCCGCCGGCGCCUAAAGAUGGUUUCAUACGGUCGUUUAGCGAGGACGAUAUAGUGUUAUGUCCUCGUUGUGGUGACGAGCUGGCGAUUGGGAAAGACGACACAAAGGCGCAAGUCUGGGUUGUCAAGCAAUGUGGGCAUGUUUACUGCGGAGAAUGUGCUGGAAGCCGACCUCCCAUUAAAGGAGGUAGAAGGAAAGCCGUCGUCAAACCACCUCCUCUGUUCAAAGAGUGCGUGGUCGAUGAUUGCAAUAGCAAGUUGACCGGCAAAUUGGCCAUGUUCCCAGUCUAUUUGUGAUAAGACUGGUCUUGGUGCGUUCCGGGGUUUGAGUUGAAGCUCUUGAAAAGGGCAUGUGUCGCCGAGGGGAAGGGGAACUCACGGCAUAGAUGGCAUACCACUCUGAUGGUUCUCAAACGAUUCAUGAAGACGACUCAUGAACGACGAGGAAUGAUUCUUAUGACGCUUGGAAUGCCUUGCGUUUUAUUGUAUGGUACAGACGAAGCGUGGCGUUGGGGCAAUAUGAUAGUACCUGCCUGCCAAAUAGCCCGCUUUAAUGCUUACGAUCUCAGGCUGGAGAUUUCCAUGCCUUUCCUUG